Penicillium salamii is the source of this 1107-nucleotide messenger RNA. The record is from the annotation of a GenBank genome assembly. NCBI's taxonomy places the organism in Eukaryota, Fungi, Ascomycota, Eurotiomycetes, Eurotiales, Aspergillaceae.
AUGGCCUCACCAACUGCCGUCCCGGCAACACCUCGCGUGAUCUCUCCGACGCCCUCUGCUUCCGACCCGUCGGAGGCGCACGACGAAUACUUCGCACCAGUGACACGAUCGGCAGCGCGCCGGCAACGCCAGCCUGAACCUUCAGGGUCAAGUUCCGGCUCCUCGCGUGCACCGAGGUCCUCUACAACACCAUCCGCACGCACCCGCCGUUCGAACCCUAAGAUACCCGCCUCACCACCGCAUUCACCAAAUGGGACCGCUUCGAAGGAUUAUCUAUCACCAUUGAAUAUCCCGGAGGCCCUGCGCGAUUUGUCAAGGUCACCUUCACCCCUCGGACUGAUCCCUCUCCACUCGCGCUACCGUAGCUUCAUUCACCGCCAUGAAAUCCCGCGCAAGCUGCUGCAUGUGUCAAUAGGGUUCCUCACCCUGUCCCUGUAUACCCAAGGCGUCCAAACAUUACAGAUUACACCUGUGCUUUUCACCGCGUUAGUACCCAUUGCGGCAACAGACCUGAUGCGUCAUCGCUCUGAGAAGCUCAAUAAGAUUUACAUCCGCUGCAUGGGUGCUCUCAUGCGUGAAACCGAGGUUAGCGGCUACAAUGGUGUGAUCUGGUACCUCCUUGGGGCGUAUGUGGCCCUUCGAUUUUUCCCCAAGGAUGUUGGUGUCAUGAGCGUACUCCUACUUAGCUGGUGUGACACGGCUGCCUCUACAUUCGGCCGUCUGUUCGGUCGUUAUACCCCUCGCCUCCGGCCAGGCAAGAGUUUAGCUGGCACUUUGGCGGCUUGGUUCGUCGGUGUGGUCACCGCCGCUGCAUUCUGGGGCUGGUUCGUGCCUUACAUCGGUGCCUUCCCUAAUGACCCGGAAGAUGCCUUUAUGUUCACAGGCCGCCUGAACCUGCUGCCGAAUUGCAUACGCGGUCUCUUGGGCUGGGAAGCCAGCGACUCGGCGGUCAUCACUGGACCCCUAGCUCUUGGUGUCAUGAGCGUCGUUUCUGGCGUUGUUGCUGCCGGUAGCGAAUUCAUCGAUCUGUUCAGCUGGGAUGACAACCUCACCAUCCCUGUUCUGAGUGGCGUCGGACUUUGGGGCUUCCUGAAGGUCUUUGCUUAG